Molecule: messenger RNA, 2249 nt
Organism: Cylas formicarius (sweet potato weevil)
Lineage: Eukaryota; Metazoa; Arthropoda; Insecta; Coleoptera; Brentidae
Product: pleckstrin homology domain-containing family A member 4-like
Exons: 10
Coding region: 86-2158 (690 amino acids)
Molecular function (GO): GTPase activator activity
Source: RefSeq, a predicted model, not a curated record
CAUCUCUUUCACUGCGCUCGACGAGUAUUAACGAGGCCGUCGUCGGGCAAAGAACGUGAUUUCGGUUCGAUCCGUCGGAUUUUUUAUGUCAAACGCGAUGGACGGUAUAGAAAAAAACGUCGGAACGAAAAUUUCCGGAUACCUGGAAAGGAAAAGCAGAAAGAAGAUGAUGAGCUGCUACAAGAAGUACUGGUUCGUCUUGGAGGGCAGACUCCUGCUGUACUAUCGAUCGAAGGACGAAUACGAGGCUAUAUCGCCAUGCAAAGGGUCCGUCAACUUGGGGCCGACGUGUGCCGUCAAGCCUUGCGCGAGGAUCGGGGCGUUUCAAAUCGUAAGCAGGACCACGACCAUCACCCUGAGGGCCGAGACCAGGGAAGAUCAACACAAAUGGAUGCAAGCGUUGACGGGGGCGUUGCGGCCUAGCGAAAGUCCCGCGAGGCUGAGCCAUUUCCGGUAUUCCUUAGGGGAGUUGAGUCCGGAGCCGAAGAAGCCGCUGGAAAGGCAGAACACCAUGCCGGAACGACUGAACGCGCCGAGGCGCGCCAAUCCGGGGAUCAUCGAGAAAUUGCAAAAGUUGGGAGCGCACUCUUACUUAGAUUUUUCGAUGACCAACGUUUACAAGAAAACUCAACCUUCGGCGCGCUCGAAUGAAGACGUGGCGAUCAGCGAUCCCAGAAAUACUCUACUGAUUGAUAACGGGGACUAUUCAGCCCAAUGGGACACCGAUAAAUUUUACGAAAAGAUACCCCAGGAAGCAACAGUCCCAAGGUCGGACAUCGAUGCACGCCAACCGUCGCUGCUGAUCGAAAACGUCGAAUACGUCAGUAUUUCGGAAUCUAACGGCCACAAAAACGAAGAAGAGAAAAUUUACGAGGAACCGAAAUACGACGUCAUCGAUUACAACGAAAAUUCCGUGACUCUGGGCGAUUCGCCCGCUGACAAAGAGAACCCUUACAGCGUACCCAUCUUGAACGGCGAAUGCGAGGUUUCCGAAAAUCCCAGAAUCGGCUCCGCGUCCAGCGAAAGUUUAAACGAAGAAAGGACCACCGCGAAAUUCUUCGGGGGCUUUGUAAGGAGGAACAAAAAAGACGGCACGGAAGGCAGAAAGGCGCGCCUAAAAAAGUCCGAAAGCUUCCUGCAAAGGGUCUGGAAGAAGAAGACGAAAAACCAGAAAAACAAAACCGGCGAGCUGCUACUGGCGAACAACAACAUGCUGAACGAACUUGAACUGUCCGACGCCGGUACGAUUAAGAUGCUGAGCGCUUUGCAGAACGUGCUGGAGAGCAAAAAACCCAUCAUUCAGCAAACCUUAAUCGGCGAAACGAGAAAGAGCGAACUCGGUCGAGAGACCGCGCAAUACGCGAACAGUCCCUCUUCUAUCACAGGGGAUGCCGGAUGUCCGGAGUUACCGCCGAGAAAUCAAAAACCUAUGGCUGCAUCCCCGUACCCCGACGCCCCGAAAAGUGACCAAUUGAUCGGCGAAACCGUAGACCGGUCGGAAACAAACAGCGAAACGAAGGAAGAGACGCCGCGAGAGGGCAAAGUUAGGAACUUGAUCAAGAGGUUCAGCGAGGAAUUCGAGGGCGUGGAAAUACGGCACAAGAACGCGUGGAAAAAGCCGGCCACCGACAGGAAUUCCGGGGACUUGGACAAGCUUCUGGACGAACUGUCCAAGGUGGCGAGCGCGCCGAUCAUGACCCCCGGAGUGACCACGAGCCUCGUCGAUCCCGAAAUGCCGGACUCCGAGUUGCUAAAAUUGAUACCUAUAAGGAGACGGCGACUGUCAGAUCCGGAUUACGACGUGCCCCGGUCGCACAGGCUCGUGAACUUGCCGACGCGCCAAGAGAACUCUGUUACCGGAACUAGAUUUUUCGGUCCAGCUUUGGACCCCGUCGGUCUCGCCAAAAGCCGGAAGUACGACAGCAUGACUCCAGAUUCGUUAGAAGUCGAUCCCAAUCGGGAUAUAUCGUAUCAGUCGCAUGAUUAUCUCAAUAUCAUUAGGAGCAGUCAUCACAGGAUCGAAUAUUUUGUCGAAAACAGCUUGUACGCCGAGCCCAGAUCGUCGGUCCGGUGCGAUCCACUAAAGGUCGCAGAAGACCCGGCCAACGAUAGCGUUUUCGAUGACUCCUUGGAGAUGCCCAUCCAGAUUGCACCAUGAGUACCUCGCAAAGCGCGUCUAUUAUUUUCAACACCAAAGAGUGAAAUGCCACUGUCAUUUUUUUUUACUUUAUUUAUGAAUAAAUACGUAU